Molecule: messenger RNA, 2773 nt
Organism: Phlebotomus papatasi
Lineage: Eukaryota; Metazoa; Arthropoda; Insecta; Diptera; Psychodidae
Product: DENN domain-containing protein 2B-like
Exons: 4
Coding region: 188-2446 (752 amino acids)
Source: RefSeq, a predicted model, not a curated record
AGUUGGCGCUGUACUGCCAAACAGGUAGCGAAAAAAAAACUAGUUCCGCACUCAACAAGCAAACAAUCUCUCGCCCAGGAAAAGUGCCCUAAAAUGUGAGAAAAAGUGUGUGGUGAACAUUAAAAAUCAGUGUGUACCAGUGCUAAAGAGUCUGCCCGGUGGAAGAUGUGAAAAAGUACGUGGGAGGAUGUCCGGACAAGUGGGUACAACGAGGGUUCAGUUGAUGUGUACAAAGUUUGAGAAUUUGCUGAAGGAGGAGCACCAGAGUCGCCAAACCAUCCCCAAGGUAGCCCCGAAGGGUGGUCAAAGACCCCUACUCCAGCGUUCAGCCACCGCCUUCACCCUCAGGCGGGUGGACAGUGCAGAAAAAUUGAGUGGAAGUGAAAGUGCUUCCAAGAGGAUCAAAAGGAGUCCGGCUUUCCGGGAAAAACUCCAAGCUAGGAGUAGGAUAUCCUCAUUUCCUGUGCCUGGGGUGUCUGCGGAGUCUCGCUUGGAGCACAGUGACACAGUUCUGAGAGCUCUGAAGCACCCACUGCCCAAGGGGCCACCUCCAAAGAAGCCCCCAAGGACUUUUGAAGCUUCUGGACUUAUCACACGUACCAGGAACUCACCAGCGACUGAACACAUCUACAUGGAGCCCUUUGAACACCUAAGGAGUCACUCUGAGGGCACAGAGUCUUCAACAGCCUCCACAGCCAGUAGCAGGGAAUUCCGGGAGUCUCCGACAAAGCCUGAACUACACUAUCUCUGUACAGACGUCACAGGACUCCAGGAAGAGGGAUCUUUUGAGAAGAUCUAUGACCAGGUGGGGGAAAUUGUGACUGUGGCUUUUGAUAAAUCCGUGUCUGAUGCCAAUAUAACUCUCCUGCCGCCGGAAGGUGAUUCCACCGAGAGGAUUAGUGGUACGAGAAAGGAACCAAGUACAAAUCUGUCGAGAUCUUGCACGGAGAAGCGACGGGAAUACGUUAGGAGGACAUCAACGCUCUAUGGAACGCUCCAUCGAAGGGAAUCUGUUGAUUCAAGUCAAAAAUUCACCAGUCAGAUUCCAGAUCUCUUCAGGAUGUGCCUUUUGGUAGAGUUUAAUUCAAUCACAAAUACUGCCCACAUUAAGAGUCACUUCCCGCCAGACUCAGUGAUUCCUCGGAAUGUUGAGCAAUUGGUAUUUCCCUGUGGGGCUAAGCAGAGCGAGAGGAGGACAAGGGAUGGCCAGGAUUAUUCAUUGAUCCUGACAAAUGAUGAUGGAGAGAGAUUGUAUGGCUACUGUCGACGGAUUUUGCCGGAAAACAGUGAAAUUCUCCUGCCAAUGGCUUAUUGUCUUCUAACGGAUACUAAAGCUCCUGGUUUCUAUUUUAAACUCCUUAAAGAGAUUGAAUCACGCCAUGGACAGACAAAAUCUCAAUUUACGAGGAUGCUGCAGGAUUUGAUGGAGCUGAAACUUCCUCCACCUGGGCAGGUGUUGAACCUCAAACUCUCCACGCCUGCCAAUAAUAAUUCUGUUCAGAAAAAUCAUGGAAUCUCACAGGAUUUCUCGUGUAUCUCAACAGCGAGUUUCCUCAAUACAGACAUGGUCUUCCUGAGGCGUCCGUCGGAUGUACGUCUCGAAAGUAGUGAUCUCUGGCUCCUCCAUCGAACUCUGGGCUCUGAACUACUUCUCCAUGUCUUCGGGACACUUUUGCUGGAAAGGAAAGUGGUGCUAUUCAGUGAGAGUAUUUCCCUGGUGGCUUCGUGCAUUCUGGCUCUGGCAGAAAUUCUCUAUCCCUUCCAGUGGCAAUAUACCCUCAUUACAGUGGUACCCCAUCGACUUCUGGAGAUCUGUCAGGCUCCCUUUCCCAUUCUCGUGGGCAGUGUUUGCGAAGUGGAUGAGAUGGUGAUUGAUGAUGGAAUUGUUGUCAAUCUCGAUGCCAAAAGAAUGACCCAGUGUUGCGGAGAUGAGAUGACACUCAUUCCUGCCAAACUCAGAAAUUCUCUGCUAGUUUCCCUGGAGAUGUACAAUGCCCUCAAUGAGGACAAAUUUCUUCUCAGUGUCUUAAUUGCUGAAGCUUUUUUGAGAUUCUUCAUUGAGAUCUUUGAACAUUUUUUGCCCGAAGUGCCCUUCAACAAGGAAAAACUCAUCAAUUCCCACCCAAAUCCAUCUGUUCAGAUCUUCCUGGAAUGGUUCGUGGAGACAGCCAUGUUUCACAAUUUUGUCAAAAUGCGUUUGGCAAGUGGUCAUCAAAAAUUCUACAAAAUUUUCGAGGCUCGCCUAUUGGAAAAGGGUCAAGGUGAUCGAAGGAAAAUGGUUCAGAAUCUCGGAGGUCUCAGUCCAUUUGGCAAAAAAACCAAGACCCUCAAGGAACGUUUCCGGGAGUUCUUUGAGCCUUUUUUAAUUGCGAUAGUUUAUUAUAUAGUAGACUCAAAACAAAAAAAAAACUCACAGAAAAGAUUAGUUUUUAAGUGCCCCUCUUAAUAUAUAUAAAAAGAAAAGAAAAACUUCUCAAGAUACAGACACACACGCACAUUUUCCCAUGGCCAAAGUGGCCAAAUACAAAACACUUUCUUUGAGAGGAGAAUCCCAGAAGCCUCUCUAAACUUUAUGAUAUUUCUCUGUGUGAUAGAUUUUUAGAACGUUUCCUUCCACUUUUCGCGGAAAAAUAAAAUCAAAUAAUAAAAAAAAUGUUGAAUUAGUUGAAGUAAUAUUAACACGAUGAUUUGUUUUGUGUUAAGAAUUUGCAAGAGGCAGAAAUAUUGACAAAUAAAUUUUUGAGUAGUUUUACAUAACUGUCUUUUUAUAUAU